UCUUGUCUGUCUACCCUUAGUUUCGUGCUUGUUGUCUUCGGUUCUCUAAUUUUUGUUUGGGGGCAUGAGAAAAGUGAAGUUUAAGAGUGUAAACGAACUGUAUGGGGUUAAAAGCGAGGUUUUAAAGGUUACAUCAAUGGUGAAAGGAAGUUUCUGUUCAGAAAAGCUUGCUGAUGAUUCCGACUUUCCUGCUCCUUUGAAUAUGGGAUCAUUUAAAGCUGAAAAAGGAUUUUGUCAUGCACAAUUCUCAAGAGGUAAAUUAUGUUUGAAAGAAGAAUCUGUGAAAUGCAGCUCAUGUGCUCCUUCAUGCUCACCAUAUGUGCAUUCUGAAGAAAUUGCAAUAAAGACCAAUGCGUUUGCAGGCGAAGCCUGUCGGAAAAAGCAAAGUAAUCUUUGCUCUUUUAAUGAUACUGAUUUGUCAUCUCAUCGGGUAAAUAGUCCAUCCAAUGGACAUCAUAAAAGCAGUAUGGGAAGCCACCCUCUCAGUGCAUGUUUGAGUCAUGAAUCCUCUGAAAAUGCAGAGAGUGGAGAAACAUGCUGUGAUUGCAACACUUCUGAAGGCAUUAAGAGGAUUAUAAAACCAAACAUGAAUCAGACCUGUGCAAAAAACUGCACUUCAUUAAAAGAACCAGUCUUUCAUGAUAAUGUAGUCUCGAAUCAGCUUGAGAAGCAGGCCUCGGAGUGCCUUGGAGAUAACAUCUCCUUUAUUUGUGGGUCCGAACAUGUGGAGACAAGAGCUGGCUACUGUAACAGUGAUGCAAACAAGAAAAAUGCAUCUUAUAGCUCUGCUUCAAUCAAUAGUUUUUCUGAGACUGAAAGUGCUUCUUGUUAUAUAGUUGGUGGUCCUUGUAGAAAGAAGUCAAAUAGAUUAUGCAAUGAGUCUUCUCAGGAGAUUUUAUGUUGUUCAAAUAAAUCAGACUUUUCUGAAAUUUCAUCAUUACGAGAUUCCCGUGCUGGUGCUAGCUCAGCAAAGGGAGAACACUCUGAGUGCUCUGUGGAACAAGCGCAAUUGUCUUUUGCAAGAGCAGAUGCGGUACAGGUUGGCAGUCAGAUUGGUGGCGAACAUAACUCUGUUGACUCUAUGCAAGUUGAUACAGGAAUAAAUGAAAGAGAACAAACAGAUGAAGUAAAGUUGACUACAGUGGUUAAGAAAGUCAUUAUGGAGGAAACUACUAUUGGAUCUUGGUCUGCUGCUUGCAGUGAUGGACCAGACAGCAUAGAAUACGAUGUAAAAGUUUGUGAUAUAUGUGGCGACAUAGGACGAGAGGAGUUGCUUGCUGUUUGUAGCAAGUGUAAUGAUGGGGCAGAACACACUUAUUGCAUGCGAGUGAAGAUGGAUAGCGUUCCCAAAGGUGAUUGGAUGUGUGAGGAAUGUGUUAUCAGUAGUAAAGAUAAUGAGAACCGAAAGGAAGAGCAACUAGAGGGUGUUAGGAUUUUAAAAAGAUCGUCAGAAGCCAAAGCUUUGGAGGUUGAGAAAAGUAAAGUGCGUAAAGCUUGUUCAAUUCCCUUGUUCUCCUCUAAGAGACCUGCUGACAGCUUACAAUUAAAGAGAAAAAGGCCUUUGGGGACAUUUUUUGAAUCACCUAGUCCAUGUAGUUCCAGCAGAAAAACUUCAAUGCAUCAAUCUGGAGGCCACUCUUGUAGCACCACUAUGAAAACUGUUUGCAUUCCUACCGAAUCAAGUGGUAGAUUACGUAAAUUGUCCUCACAAUCUCAGGCGUCAAGGGGAAUUAUUUUUAAAUCAAAAUCAUUCUCCGUGACAACCCUAAAAGAGGAUGUCCAACAGCUCAAUAAAGGACUUCAUUUUAAAUCAAAAUCAUUCUCCACUACGACCCUAAAAGAGGAUGUCAAACAGCUCAAGAAAGGUACAUGCCGCAAUGAAGGAUUGGUUAAAGAAACUGUUGCAAGUGAGAGUAGGGGGAGAGAUCAAAUGGUAUCUAAAUCUGUGUCAUUGAAGAAUAUGAAGUCAUAUAACAUGAAUAAUAGUAAUCAUGACAUUAAAUUAUGUCGUAGUAUUUCUCAUGUCGAGGAUUUGAAGGUAUCAAGGCAUCCAAAAGGAGAGUAUUCAACCAAGACAGAAAAGAAAUUGAGAUUAGCCAACGGUGAUUCAUUUGCAUCAAUGGCUGAUAAAAGAACUGCAUCUCUAGGAGAAAAUAGUCUGCCUCAAUCAUCCAGUUAUUCUAUUCAAGAUCUAAAGGCUGCAAAGGGUAAUGAAAUAUCAAGUCAUUCAUUAAAAAGACCUGUUCAUCCUGCCCAAGGAGGUUCUGCAAAUGAAGAGAAAAAGAGUUUUAUAAAUGAUAGGCAGCAUGUUGAGUGCCCUAUGGAAGUAGUGCCGGCUACCAGUACUAAGCAUUCAAAGGCCAAUGUCCACUCUGACGAACACCCUCUCUUGAGAGAUUCUUCUAGCUUAGCUUCUAAAGCACAUAUAGGCUCUUUGAUUUCUGCUGUUCCACAGCCCAAUUAUAUAUGGCGAGGCAAGUUUGAAAUUCAGAGUAGCGGCGGACUUCCAUUUACUUGUGAUGGAAUGCAAGUGCACUUAUCAACUUAUGCCUCGGAUAAAGUUCUUGAGCUAGUGCCGAAACUGCUUCAAAGGCUAUCGUUUGAGGAAGCACCCCGAUUGACCAUGUGGCCCACUCAAUUCAUGAAAAGUCGGGCCACUGAAGAUAAUGUUGCUCUCUACAUUUUUGCAAAAGACUUUGAUAGUUAUGAAGGAAGCUAUAAGAACUUGAUGGAUAGGAUGAUUAAGAAUGACUUCAGCCUCAAAGGGAAUUUUGGCGGGGUUGAGCUUUUAAUAUUCUCAUCUAACCUUCUGCCAGAAAAAUCUCGGCGUUGGAAUAACUUACUGUUUUUAUGGGGUGUAUUCAGAGGAAAGAUGGUUCAUUUCUCACGACCGAUUCCGGCUGUGUCUGCUUCUGAGAAUUUGAUUCUUCUUGGAAAGUCAAGUCAAAAUAUAUCCUUGUCCAUGGCAUCUCCUAAUACCCAAGAAAUGUUAAAUUCCAACACCUUGCUCGAUUCAAAGGCAGUUACAUCUGGAAGAAUGGUUGAAGUUUGUGAAACCAAAGCAUCUUCUUGGGAACAAAAACCCCCAGAUUUACAAAUAAGUUGUAGUCAACAAGUGAGCAGAGUUGAUAACCAAAUAAAAAAUGAGCAGUUCUCUGGAGCAGACACAUAUCAGAUUGAAGAAAAAGAGUCGAAGAAAAGACCUGAAAUUGAUCUUAAUUGUCCUCUUCAAGAAAGCCUAGUGUAUUCUGCAGGCUGUACAGAACCUGAUGGAAAGCGUGACUUCAAGAUGUUAAAGUGUUCUCCUAUCAGCGGGAUGAACAUAUGUAAUAAUAUCAUUAAAAAUAUUAAUGAGAGAUGUGCCAUUGCAAAAAAUAGCCAAGUUCCUAGCAGUUCUGGCGAGUUCGAGUGCUAUGGAGUUGACAAUACGGUGAUAGCUUCUCGAUUAGAUUCAGAAGGUAAUAGGUGGAAGUCCUUGGAGCAGCAAUUUCUUUCGAACAAUGGUGGGAGUCAACAAGAUCCUUAUGUUUCUUCAAGUCUUGGGCUUAAGGCUGGAAGGAAUUCUUCAGAUGAGGGAAACAUGCCACCAUUUUUGAAGCUGGUGGGCAGUAAAGAUUUGCAAGACGAAUACUGGGGAAGAGAAGCAAGUGGUGACACAAAUCCUUCACUGGCUCUGUCCCUUGCAUUGCCUGAUCCGAAUGGCAGCGGAGUGUUGAAACUUGAUUCGGAGAGGAAGUUACCCCCAGAGGUGAACACUAGGCUGUCACUUUUUUAGUUUAGAUUCAGGUUAUAUAUAGAAUAAUGGUAUGAAAUAGCGAGGCGGUACACAGCCAUAGUUUUCUAAGUUAAUAUGGAAGUCAUACACAUAAGCGUUCUCACCAACUUAAUGACUGAUAUAGUUUAGU
Messenger RNA from Hibiscus syriacus, 3905 nucleotides. RefSeq lists its product as uncharacterized. The transcript is spliced from 12 exons. Bases 65 to 3775 code for a protein of 1236 amino acids. The record is from RefSeq and is a predicted model, not a curated record. Lineage: Eukaryota; Viridiplantae; Streptophyta; Magnoliopsida; Malvales; Malvaceae.